AUGAUGUUAUUUUUAUCAAGAAAAUAUAUCAGAGUAUUCACUUAUCUGUCUAUCAUUAUGCUCUCUAUAUUCACACUAAACCAUUAUUUACUAAAAUAUUGGAUUAAAGAUUAUAAAUAUCAACAGGUACGGUUCGUAUUUAAGGAAGAAUAUAAUGUUGAUUAUUUAAUAGACCAACUGGAUUGGGACCCAAAUGAUCAUUUAAUGACUAAUAUUGGGAUGAAACGGUGUUAUCAUAUUUUUAAACAAUUCCAGUGGUGUUUUCAUAUGUAUCAAUUGUUUGAUAAUGAAAAGCCUCUUCCUAAUAGCAAUAAUAUGAAUAAAGAUGAUAUAGAUAUAAUCUCAUAUUUUACAAAAAGAAGAAUAGUAGAAAAAGAUUUAACUGGUUCCUAUCAGACAGAGUGGUUCGGUAGCUCAUUAUACUAUUUUUAUGAUACUAUAAAUAUACCAGAUAUAAUUCCAUUAAUACUACAUUUUGCAAAUGAUAAUGAUAAUAAUCAUAACCCGAGGAUUUUAAAAGGUUUUAAAUCUAUUUCACUUAUAUCCAAUGAUAAUGAAAAUAACAAUAAUAAUAAAUAUAUUCAAUUUGAUAAGUUUCUUCUGGAACCAAUAGAUUUAACUAUUGAUCUUUUGAAAUCUGGUGAGAUAAACAGUAUUAUUACUGACUUUACUAUAUUGUUUGGUGACGAUUGUGUAGAUCCAAGACCUGAUUGGACUUUAAUAAAAAGCACAGCAAUCUACGAUCAUUAUUUAGCUAAUUCAUAUCUCUCAUAUAAAACUUUAGUCCCAUUAUCUAUUUUUGGUAAUGAUAAUGGCAAUAAUACAGAUUGGAAAAAUGUUGAACUAUAUCCGAAUGAAGAUGGAAAAUUCAAAAUUGUGCAAUUAUCUGACUUACAUAUGGGUAUAAAUGAAGGUAAAUGCUUGGAUGAAUAUCCUAUACCAGUAAAUCGUGAUACAGAACCUUGUAGAGCUGAUCCAAAGACAUUAAAUUUUAUAAAUACAGUUCUCGAUAUAGAAAAACCCCAAUUAGUAGUAUUUACUGGUGAUCAAAUAAUGGGCCAGGAAUCAUUACAGGAUUCAGAGACCACACUAUUAAAAGCAAUAAGUCCAGUUAUUGAAAGAAAGAUACCGUGGGCGUUGACAUGGGGCAAUCAUGAUGAUGAAGGUUCGUUGUCAAGAUGGCAAUUGUCUGAAUUGGUGGUUAGAUUACCAUACACCAUUUUUCAAUUCAGUGGAUUCGAUACAAAGGAUAACACUUUUGGUGUUGGUAAUUAUAUUAAACAAAUUAAACAAAAAAAUGAUUCCGCGGAUGGUGAUGGAUUGCCUUUGAUAACUUUGUAUUUUCUUGAUUCUCAUAAAUACUCUAAAUCAAGUAAAUUGUCACCUGGUUACGAUUGGAUUAAAGAAAAACAAUGGAAUCAUAUAAAAAAGGUGUAUGAAAAUAAUUUGAAAUCUGACAUCUUAAAGGUUCCAAAUCAUUUGUCAAUGGCAUUUUUCCACAUUCCACUACCGGAAUAUUUGAAUCAGAAAUCUAAAAAGAAUCCAGAUUCAGUUAAUGAAAUCGUCGGUACUUUUAAAGAGGGUGUUACUGCUCCUAAGUAUAACUCGGGUGGAUUAAUGGCAUUAGAUUCAAUGGAGGUUCAGGUGACAAGUUGUGGCCACGAUCAUUGUAAUGACUAUUGUCUUAAAGAUGAUUCAACUCCAAAUCACAACAUUUGGUUAUGUUAUGGUGGUAGUGCAGGAGAACGUGCGUAUGCAGGUUACGGUGGCACUGAAAGAAGAAUACGAAUAUAUGAAUUGGACACUAAAGUUGGAUCUAUCAAAUCAUGGAAAAGACUCAAUGGAUCACCUGAAGAGAUAUUUGAUUUCCAAAUACUAGUUAAUAAUCAAAGUAUAUAG
Molecule: messenger RNA, 1899 nt
Organism: Arxiozyma heterogenica
Lineage: Eukaryota; Fungi; Ascomycota; Saccharomycetes; Saccharomycetales; Saccharomycetaceae
Gene: DCR2
Product: phosphoprotein phosphatase
Exons: 1
Coding region: 1-1899 (632 amino acids)
Cellular component (GO): cytoplasm
Molecular function (GO): phosphoprotein phosphatase activity
Source: RefSeq, a predicted model, not a curated record